Coregonus sp. 'balchen' is the source of this 2423-nucleotide messenger RNA. NCBI's taxonomy places the organism in Eukaryota, Metazoa, Chordata, Actinopteri, Salmoniformes, Salmonidae. The record is from the annotation of a GenBank genome assembly.
CCAUGACUCCAGCCAGUGGGUGGUAGGAAAGACAACUUUUUGUUUUGUAGGUUGUUGAAGAAGAAGAACCAUAUCCGUCCGCCAUAUUGCAGUGAUACAGCGAGAUUUCCCAUUUGUCUUUAGCAAGCUGAAGAGUUUAUUGAGUUUCCUUGUCAACCGGCAUAAUGUUUAAUACACAAGUUUAUGGAGAUAAUGGGAAAAUGAAGGAGUAUCACUAUACUGGACCAGUAGAGCACCGAUUCUCUCCAUAUUCCUUCAACGGAGGGUAAGCGUCAAUAUCCAACUAACGUUAGUUUAGGUAGCCCAAAUGUUAGCAAGCUACAGUAACGUUAGCUAGCUACCUAGCUAAUGCUGUGCAUCAUUUUGUUCUGCAGAAUGUACAGUGACUGAUAUAGUGUCUGACUAAGAAUGUGUCAUGGUGUAAAUAGCUAACACUUAAUCAAGAUAAUAUUUUCGUAGUUAACUACGUGAAAAACAAGACUUAACUACAUGUUGUUUAGCUGGUUUCGAUUUCAGUUAGUUACAGUAGGUUUUGCCAAAACUAACCAACUUGUUUGUUAGGCCAUCAUGUCAACUUACACUUGACUUUUUUGUUUGUUUCCAGGACUGUGCUUGCUGUUGCCGGUGAAGACUUUGCCAUUGUGGCCUCAGACACCCGUCUGAGUGAAGGCUAUUCAAUCCACAGCCGUGAUUCUCCAAAAUGCUACAAAUUGUAAGUUUUUUUUAUUUUUUUUAUUUUUUUUAUUUCACCUUUAUUUAACCAGGUAAGCCAAGUCCAGUCCACACAACUGUAUUCCCAAGGAUGAGCGAAGGCAGAUUGUCACAUGGUGUGGUUUAACCCCAUUAACUGCCUCCCUAUUGCUGUGUUUAGACAGGCAGCCCAAUUCUGAUAUUUUUUUUUCACUAAUUGGGCAUGAUUGGUCAAAAAAACAGUUGUUGGAAAACAUUUUCAUAAUUGGGCUGCCUGUCUAAGCUCAGCCAAAGUGACUUGUCAAUUAUUUUUAUCUAAUGACAUGAUAGAUGAUAAAUCUAAAUGCAGUCUUGGUCAAACUAAAUAAGUUGAAAUGGUGGUGAAUGAAAAUGGAUUACGCUUGUGAACAUCAUAAUACAUUAGAUGUUCAUCAAUAUUUGACCACUAAGUUACGGUGCUGUAACUAAUACAUUUUGUUUCAUUUCUCACAGGACAAAUACAACUGUCAUAGGCUGCAGUGGAUUCCAUGGGGAUUGCUUGACUCUUACCAAAAUCAUUGAUGCAAGAUUAAAGGUGAGAUCGUCUUGAGACUGUUUCACUUUCUUUCAUCAUUUUUACUUUCAAAAUUAAUAAUAAUAAUAACAAAAUUGUUAGUUCAGCUGAAAGUUAUGGCAUACGGCCGUACACAAUAAAUUAGCAUUUGUAAAUGUAUAAUUUUCUAACAUCAGCCAAUGUCUGAUGGGAAAUUUUAUUUUUUAGAUGUACAAGCACUCCAACAACAAGAGCAUGACAAGUGGAGCAAUCGCAGCCAUGCUGUCAACAAUCCUGUAUGGUAGAAGAUUCUUCCCCUACUACGUUUACAACAUCAUCGGUGGCUUGGAUGAGGAAGGUAUAUCUCCUGCUCUAUUUCUGUUAUUACUGUUAUCAGAUGCUUGGUUCAGUUUCCAUAUGUGUAAGGUAUUCACUGCAUAUGUUAAGUCUAGUCCACUAUUUAUGACGUUCCAAACUGAACUGGAUUGUUUUUGCUUUUCAGGUAAAGGAGCUGUUUACAGUUUUGACCCAGUGGGAUCCUAUCAGAGAGACACAUACAAAGCUGGAGGCUCAGCGAGUGCCAUGCUGCAACCUCUGCUUGACAACCAGGUAAAGAAACCAAAAAGUGGUAUAAGUUCAGCAUCACUAUUAUCUUUUGAGGGCUUUGUUCAACUCAAAGCACCUCUGUCUAAUUCGACAGCACAAUAUGACUGGAAUUUUUGUAUGCCAAAUGUGUAUGUAGAAUUUAGCUGUGGCAAGGAAACCCUAGACAUUCUAGUGACCUAGAUAUCUUUGAUUCGGGACAAACCAUCUCCUUGUUACUGUAUUUCCCCUUAUCGUCUUUAUUCUUAAUUUACAAUCAGAUUGGAUUCAAGAACAUGGAGGGUGUGCAGCACCUGCCCCUGAGCCAGGAGAAGGCUGUGCAGCUGGUCAAAGAUGUCUUCAUCUCCGCUGCUGAGAGAGACGUGUACACCGGGGACGCCCUCAGGAUCUGCAUCGUCACCAAGGAGGGUAUCAAAGAAGAGACAGUCCCUCUCAGGAAGGAUUGAACAACCUAUUCCCCGCCGCCGUGUCAAGCUACCGCUUUUGUCUGGAUUUUUCAUAUUUUGGACCAAUCUCCUGCUUUUCUUUUUACAUUCUUGCUGAAGAAUAAAAAAUGUUCCCUGUAGUUCAUUUUCUCAUGUUGUCAGUGUCCUUUUUA